UGUUUCCUCACAGUCAACCUUCUCAGGAUGAUGGGGCAUCCUCUGCUCAGAGAAGGCUGGAAUCUGACCCUCAUGGCAUCGGGCCCAGUCUCCAUGGCAGCAGAGGAUUUAUUACAAGGCCUCCACCCAGCCCGGUGGACUUUAGACUCCAAGCCAGAGGAAAGAGAACCAAACACAGUUCCAGGAGCAAGGGCUGCCUAAGGAUGGCCAAGUUCCUUUCCCAGGACCAAAUUAAUGAGUACAAAGAAUGCUUCUCCCUGUAUGACAAGCAGCAAAGAGGGAAGAUUAAGGCCACGGAUCUUCUGGUGUCCAUGAGGUGCCUGGGCGCCAGCCCCACGCCUGGAGAAGUACAGAGGCACCUGCAGACUCAUGGGAUAGACAAGCACGGAGAGCUGGAUUUCUCCACCUUCCUGACCAUUAUGCACAACCAAAUCAAACAAGAGGACCCAAAGAAAGAAAUCCUUCUGGCAAUGCUGAUGGCAGACAAGGAGAAGAAAGGUUACAUCAUGGCAUCUGAGUUGCGGUCAAAACUCAUGAAACUGGGAGAGAAGCUCACUCACAAGGAAGUGGAUGAUCUUUUCAAGGAAGCAGGCAUCGAACCAAAUGGCCAAGUGAAAUAUGACACUUUUAUCCAAAGGAUCACCCUUCCUGUGCAAGACUACUGAGGGAGCUGAGAUCCAGGGAGCAGAGUAUGAGAGCUCCAGGGUCUGAAAACCUAAACUGAUUCAUCUAGAGAUGGCAAACCCAUCAGUAAGACCAGACGGCAUAAUGUUUUCAGGGGAUAAGUACCAAUAAAAGAUGUAGCCAUGGUAUUA
Phodopus roborovskii (desert hamster) is the source of this 815-nucleotide messenger RNA. It is a transcript of the gene Calml4, whose product is annotated as calmodulin like 4. The record is from RefSeq and is a predicted model, not a curated record. Gene Ontology annotation, cellular component: myosin II complex. Lineage: Eukaryota; Metazoa; Chordata; Mammalia; Rodentia; Cricetidae. Gene Ontology annotation, molecular function: calcium ion binding. The transcript has 5 exons. Bases 204 to 665 code for a protein of 153 amino acids.